GACUCCAACCCAGAGGCUCUUGCAUUGCUGUGCCUGGAGCCCUCCUCCCGCUGCUGCUGCUGCUGCUGCUUCUCUGAGCUGUUGUGAGCUGGUUGCUUUUUCUGUGUGUGGAGUCACCCACCUCUAGGAGGAGGAUUGCAGCCUGCUGCAGUCCCUCCUGGCAAGGCAAAAAGUUUAUUUGACUUUAUAAAAAAGAGAGAGAAAGAGAGAGGAGAAGAAAGAAAGUGACGUAAAAACAUCUUAAAGAGCUCUUUGGCAGCAGAUUAUCUGGGAAUCGGACCAUGUGAGAAGAAGGGGUGUACAAAAAGACAGUCCCCGGUGCAAAGUGACCCAUAGGAUCCAAAGCAAAUGUAGGUGGGAUUGGUGAGGCCGGCUUGGAUGAGCCAGUGCAGGAGAAGCGCUCCUGAAUCCGCUGGGACACACCAGGUAUUUUACGCUUUAUUCUCUCCCCCCCUCUUCUAAAUGCAGAUGCCUAAAAGUGCCCUGUUUGGUGAUUAUGAGACAGAAGCUGGGGAGGGUCUUUUCCUUCGCCUUCCCCAGCAGAGCUAAUUGUGCUUUUGCUCAUCUUUUUCGAUCUUGAUUUUUUUAAAAACACAAAAACCUGAGAUGGCAACGGUAAUGCACACCAAAAAAAAAGAGUCUGUAUAUAUUUGCAUGAGAGGCUUUUAUGCCCCUGCUAUACUUAAAACAGACAGUCAGACAGUGAAAUGUUCCUGCAACUCCAAGGGACGGGGAUGGGGGAAGGACAGGGACGGGGACAAGGGAGCCUUUUGAAUUUAUUUAUUUAUUUGUUGCUGUUUCAAGUUUUGCUUGAGUUAAGAAUGUGUUCCUUCCUCAGCUUUUCUGUCUGUACAUGCUUGCUAUCUCAGUUAUUAGUGUCAGCUCUGAAAGACGGGUGAGCAGCGUGUUUCAACCAGCUUUUGACUGAGUGAUCGGAGCAGCCCUUAGCCGUACUGCAAGAUGCAACCUCCUUAUUUUAGAAAGAGGGCAGGAGGGAGAAAAAGUGUGCUUUAAACAAAAAAAAUAGCAGGGACAAGACAUUUCAAACAAGACCAACGAUCCAGUUAACUUGGGUGCCUUGCUUUUCAUGUUGGUUAAGACAGGACAAACCGCCGCAGCUUACCUGGCAGUUUACUGAUGUCAAAAUAUUUCAUAUUUUCACAACACCUCUCUCACUCACACACCUGGACAGGUGAGAGGGGUAUGUGGGUGUCCCCCUCCUUAUAGAGCAAAUGGAAGGAGCUUAUUUUGGUGACAAGUUAACAAUGCUUCCCUUGAACUGGACAGAAGCGAAACAAAUUUCACAACAUGCAUGGGUCUAUGAAAAUUACAAAUGUGGUAUAAAGUGCAGGAUGACGGGCGCUUUUGACCUCCAAGGACAUUAAAAAGAUUGGGAAAGCUGAAAAGGAGAGAGAUGCAGCAGAUGUGGAAAUAUCUGAAAAUAUGUUCGGGGUUCUUUUGUUUAUUAAGACAGUUGCAAAGACAUAUAGGUGGCUCAUUACAGCACAGGCAACCAAGGACGGGAUGCUGGCCCCGGGGGCCAUACAUAGGCAUGAGGGAACGAGGAAUGUCACUGUGCCUUCUUAGUUCCGAUCUGCUCUCAAGGAAGAGGGUCAUCAAAAAAUAAAUAUAUCCCCUCAUUCUGUUUCUGACCUGUUUUUAGGACUUUGGAACCCGGUGGGCUAAUAUAAAAGUGAUUCCUAGUACACGUUCUCACGUUCUUGGCAUUACAGUGCCAUGCCUCUUGAUAGCACAGCUUGGCUCUGCCUCUCGUGGGGAACCAGUUGAAAAUCUGUGAAUCAAGCGUACAUAUGCUACCGUGACUUUAAAUUUAUAAAGGACCAGUCCAGUGCAGGGAAGGGCUGUGGCUCAGUGUGUAGAGCAGAUGUAGGAAGUCCCAGGUUCAAUUCCCAGCAUCUCCAGGUGGAGAGCUGCUGCCAGUCAGUGUAGGCAAUACAGAGCUAGUUGGUAGUUUCUUUUGCCUUGGCAAAUCUUCCAUGCUCUUUUUUGCAUUGUGUUUUAAAUGGAAACAGGAGUGUAGACCAGCCUCCCCCAACCUGGUGCCUUCUGGAUGUUUUGGAUUACUACUUGUAAACGGCCUUGUGUAUGGUAAUAUAGAAAGGUGGUAUACCACAUAAAAGUGAAAUGAAGCUCUCAUCAGCCUCCAGAAGUGUGCAGGGUUUCUGGCUCAGUUUUCCAGCUGGAGAAUAAGCUGCCUUUGAGAGCGUUAGGCGCAAAUGCACUUGACAUUUUGCUGGGUGUUCACUUAGGUUAAGGGGCAACAAUAUGCAAGCUAUUUGAGUUUCACAAAGCUCUGCCUGAAGAAGAAUGCUGUGGAAUGCAAAAGCUCGUACACGUGCUUCACUAGCUCUCGAGGUACAAGGUAGGUUUUGAAAGAUGUAUUAAAUCACAGCAGUGGUAGCCUGAUUCAGAGAAAUGGUCACCACCGCAGAAUCCUCUGCCACAGAACGAGGAUCUUGGCUUUAGAUGGCUUUAAAGGGUCACACGAUUUCGUGGAGGGGUAAGACUGCAGAAAGCUGAGAGAUAGGAUAGCCAAGUGGAACCUGAAUGCACGGAGGUGGUUUACCUCUGAGUAAGUUUCUGGGAAGCAACAGCUGGAAAGAGGGCUGUUGCCAUCAUUUCCUAAUUUGUGGGCUUCCCAAUGGAGCCUCUGGUCAGCCACUGUGGACACUGGAUGAUGGAUGAGAUGGGUCCCCUUUAGGGACUGAUCCAGCUGCAGGAGGACCACUGUGUUCUUACACUAGAUUGUGCCCGGCACUUGGAGACAAGCAGAAGUGUGUGACUGCACAGGCUUCUAAUAGGUACUUUGUUCUGUUUAUUGUUAAUUAAUUAAGAGUGCUGCAGAACUUAACGAGAUAUAACCUGUGGUCUUCUUGGGAGAAACGGUUCAUAUUCUCACAGUCCACAUUUAUUUUGGUCCUUGCUACAAACAACAGAUCUUCCAAGGCAGAACAUUUUAAAGUUUGUUUUCUGCUGUGAGGGAGCCCGUCAAGAGCUGGUCUCCCUCAAGCUGCGCACGGCUUGAAUGUGAAAAAUAGCGAAAAAAGGUCUUUGCCCAAAGGAGUCUGGAAUUUCCACAGAUUCGUCAGGAAUGCAGACCAUAAUAAAUAACAAUAACAAUAAACAUAGACUCAAUUGUGGAAAAUUGAAGGUUUGUGCUUUUCUAGACAAUUGGCUCCGGAGCUUGUUGUUGAAGCUGGGAAGAACUUCAGAGACUGUUUUUGUUCUGACUGGGAAGCUAUGAUUGACCCCCAAAAGAUACUAAAAACAAGCUUUAAAACACGGCUGGCACUUAGCACACAGGCAAAAAGCCACCGCACCCCAGUGCAUCUGAAAUGUAAGGGCAGACGAGAGCGGAGGGAGAGGAGAGAGAAAGAGACAGGCUGAAUGAACAAGUCUUCACAAGCGUAGCAAGAAUGAAGUGGGAAAUGGUUUCAUAAAUGGACCUACAAUCUUCAGGAAAAACAAGGUUGAGGUCAAGGAAGACUUCUUAGAAGUGAGGAGAGGGAAAGAGAAGGAAGUAAUCUGAGCCAAAGUUUUGGAGUGGCAGAGAAGCAUGACCCAGGGUCAAUGAGGUUUGCAUAGGGCUGGAACAGAUUUUGAGAGCAAAUCCCAUCCUUUGGGUUUUAGAUGGAAAUGGUUGGAUGCCUCUGCCUGAAUCCAGAACGUGGUUCUUAAAGGUUGCUAUGGGGUGGAUCCUUCUCUCUUUUAGGGGAGGUCCAUAACUCUCUGGUAGCAGCCUCUGCUUUGCAUGCCUAACAGCCCAUUCACCCCCAGCACCUCUAGUGAGAAAGGGACCAGGGAGCAUGUGAUGCGAGAAGACUCUUCUCUGCAUGGGGAGCCACAGCCAGUCAAGAGUAGACAACAUUGGGCCAAGUGGACGAAUCACCAGAUCUGGUAAUAUGGCGCAGAAUGGUCACAGCUCAGAGGGCAGAGUGUAUGCUUUGCAGGAAUAAGGUCUCUGCUUUGAUCUCUGGUCUCUCCUGUUAAAAGGAUAAGCUAGCAUGUGAUGGGAAAUAUCCUCUCAGACUAUGAAGCCAGACAUUGCUAGCUAGAAAGACCAAGAGCAUGACUUGGUAUGAAGAGAUUGCUCUACAGCUUCCAUCCUGUGACAUUGGAGGGGUCACUUUAUUGCACAGACUGUAGCCCAGGUAGGGAUGAAUGUAUUUGUCUAUUUCUCUUAGUUUCUCAUUUUUCCAGCCUAAAAUUCUGUUCUCCAUAUUUCUGCGUUAACUUGCAAUUAUUAUUAUUAUCUUAAAAAGUCGUAAUGAAAAUUAAUCAGCAAAGUAGGAUUGAAAUUUCUCCUAACGUACAGAUUUUUUGCCAGUGAUUUCCCUUCGUAUAAUGCUUCAUAUGUUAUUUUCACAAAUGUAUGUGGUUUUUAUGCACUCCAAGCAAUUUUUCAGUGCAAAAUAUGUGGUUGCUGAACUGCACCGCAAAUUUCAGGUUAGUGUAAGAAUUUCAAAGGACAGUUGUGUUACAAUUUGCUUUGGAAAAUUGCUAAUUUGCUAGUUUUGCAUUGAAAUCCAAACUGAACCAAAUUCCUCCCCAUGGUAGUAGAUUUUUGAAAUGUAUUUUGCUAAACCCUGUUCCAAGCAUCCAUUCUUCCAAAGGAAGUUGGCCCCGUCUAGCACCGAAGACUCCCCAGUGAAUGAAGCAAGUGCUCUUGGGCAUAAAAUGAAGCACAGCUAAGCGCAGUGACAUAAGGCAUUUGAGUUAUGUACUGAAUCCAAAAGUGAAGGGAAAUAUUAUCUCACAAAACCAAACACAGACCCACUAGCCCCAUUCAAAGAGCCCUGCUUUCUGGUUCUGCUGCCAAAAUGGUGGGGGCGAGGCUGCCAACCCCUAUCGGACCACAAUCCAUGGUUGGUGGGCUUGGCUUUGAUAAGUCAGGAAUGUACCAGCCUCCAUUAAAUUGUGUGCGUGUUUGUGGGUGGGUUUCUUUGUUUUCUUACCACUGGGUGAGGGAGAGAAAUGGUUCUCUUUUUUGCAAGUGAAACUGGGGGGAAACUUUUAAGCUGUACUUUGAUGAAGAUUUGGUGUUUGGCUGUGAGGGGCCUCGAAGACCAGCUACCGAUCCCUGGCCUGCAAGAUGCAUUUUAAAUGCAAUUGCCUUGGCCUACGGCGAAGUUUCCUUUUGCAAAUAAAUCACCCUGAGUAAUCCCCACUCAAAGCUGCAUGAACUACAGUUAGAUAACAGCCAGGCUACCCAUAUACAUUCAUUCCUGAGGUCGGGGAGGACUCUGCACUCUUUCCCAUGAGAGUCUGAAAAACUGAAGGGGUGAAAUCUCAGGUGUUACCGUAUUUUUCGCUCUAUAAGACGCACCAGACCACAAGACGCACCUAGUUUUUGGAGGAGGAAAAGAAGAAGAAAAAUAUUCUGAAUCUCAGAAGCCAGAACAGCAAGAGGGAUCGCUGCGCAGUGAAAGCAGCAAUCCCUCUUGCUGUUCUGGCUUCUGGGAUAGCUGUGCAGCCUGCAUUCGCUCCAUAAGACGCACACACAUUUCCCCUUUUUAGGAGGGAAAAAGUGAGUCUUAUAGAGCAAAAAAUACAGUAUUUUGGCAGGGGUCUGGCAUGGGUAAAGUGUGGGUAACUACUAAAAAUGCUCCCUAAAGCAAAGUCUGGAUUCAACCCCUGCAGGACGCAUCCUACAGGGAAUGCUUGAAUUUUAGAGGGGGUUUGGGGCGGGCGUGGUGUUAGUGCCAGGACUGUGUCUGGUUCUUGUGAGGAAAACUGAAAGUUAAGGAGCAUCUGAGCUUACAGAAAGUGCCUUUUCCUCCUCAUGAACUUAAAAGCACAGCCAACUUCCACACCUGGAGAUUGCUGAUUAGAUGUUGUUUUCCAGACUGACCCCUGGCACUUCUCCUCCAUAGCAACCAACUAUCAGCCAAGAGGCUUCCUGGGUGAAAAGUCCAUUCCCAUCUUUGCAGCCAAGGGGCAAGGGUUGCAUCUUGGUGGUAUAACACACGCUGUUCAUGCAACAGGUCUCAAGUUCACUCCACGGCAUCCCCAAGCAGGGCUGGGAUAGUGUUCUGCUUGAGAACCUGGCAAGCUGAUGCCGGUCAGUGUAGACAUUAUUGAGCUAGAUGGACAUAUGGCCUGAUCCUGUACCAGGCAGCUUUUGCUGAAUAAGUCAGACUACUCAAACGAAUGGGGGGACCCUAAUGGCUCUGGGGGAAGGGCCCAUAGCUCAGAAGCAGGGAACCUGCUUUGUGGGCAGGAGGUCCUGGGUUCAGUCCGUGGCAUCUCCAGGUACGGAUGGAGGAGAUUCCUGCCUGGAACAGGAGAGAGCCACUGCCAGGCUACAUGGGCAGUCCAACCGAGAUGAGCCAAUUGCCUGACUCUGGCAUAAAGCAGCUCCCCAUGUUUCUAUUCAGAUCAGCCCCUUUAUUAACAACCUAGGAGACUGGAAUCUGUUAUCACAGCUCAGUGGUAAGCAGGGAUUCCCCCCCCCCCCCCAGGAUCUCAGCUCUGGCACCUAGAAAAAUAGCACUGGUGAUAAUGUAAGCAGAGGGUCUCGGAUUUAAUCCCAAGCAUCUGCAGGCAGGGCUCAAACCAUUGGGAGCCGGCCACUGUAGAUGCUCUGCUGGAUGGCCCUGUGGUCUGCCUUGCAUAUCUCCUUCCCACGUUCCACAGCGGAGAAGCCUCUUUUCCCUUAGCUUGCCUCUGAGCAAAGGUGUGCCUGAACCCUCCAAAUGUCUCCCAGAGCCCCUUUCAGGGCUUAAGCUGCGCUUGAGAAAAAGAGCAGCCCCAAAGCCGGGUGCACUUUCCAGGUUGUAUGUUUUUUAUUAGUGGUGCUUCCAGCUGUUGAGGAACAGCCAGCCAGCCUGUGUUUGCGUAAGAGUGACCUUUCCAGCGGCUCAGAACAAAAAUAGAUAGUAAUAAACUCUUAUCCUUGAUGCUGUUCACUGGAGGACCUGGAAAGUGUUGGGUGGUGACGGGCAGAACGGCAGAUGGCGAAGGAGCCAGUCCCAGGGGGAAAUGAGCCCCAAGGGGUUUAGCGCAGACUUUGCCAACCUGGCGCCCUCCAGAUGUUUGGACCACAACUCCCAACAUCACCAUUGGCUGGGACUGAUGGGACCCACGGGCCAAAGCAUCUGCUGGGCACCAGGAUGGCGAAGUCUUGUUUAGUGGAUACCUGCUGCCCCAAACUCUUGACAUGGCUGCGUGGUCUUUCUUUUUUUAAAAGUGCCUGGGCAGCCUGGCUGUUAAGCAGACCAAUCCACAGUUAGACGGGCUGUUGCUUACUUGCCAUCAGCCGUCCAGUGCUGGAAGACACAGAUUUACCCACUGUGGAAGAAUGGCAGAUGAAGCUGAUGGACUAUAUGGAACUGGCAGAAAUGACUGGCAGAAUCCGAGACCAGGGAGAAGAGUCGGUGGAAGAAGAUUGGAAGAAAUUUAAAGAUUAUCUACAGAAAUAUUGUAAAAUUAAUGAAUGUUAGAAUGAUGUUGAAUAGUAAUUAAGUGGUUUCCAGCUGUAAUGCUUUAAGGGAAUAUGAAAAAAGGGUUAUAAAUAGGUAAAAAUUUAACAUUAUUACUUUUAAAGGAUUUGCUGAACCAACAGAUUGAAGUGGAAUACAAAAAAGGGAGGUAUGAGGAGGUCCAGGAAAUAAGUCAAAGGAAAAUAAGUAAUGGAAAAUCUGUGUGUUUUUAACUAUUUUUAUUUUGUAUUUUUGUAAUUUUUUUUCAUUUUUAUUGUAAUAUUUUAAAAAAUCUUAAUAAAUAUCUUAUAAAAAAAACAAAAAAAAAUCAGCCGUCCAGUGCUGUGCCACUUGGAAAAUGCUUUUUUCCGUAUCAGCCCAUAAAUUUGUUGAUGUUGUUUUUCUUGAUUUUUUAACUGUGAAAUCACUUUGGGAUAUUUUACGGGAAGCAAUUCAUAAAUGGAAUCAAAUAUAGAAAUAAAGCAAUAUAGAAAUAACAGAAUGGCUUAAAGCACUAUCCCUGCAUACAUAUGGAGGCUCCAUUCAGAUAUUGGGUUGCUAACUGUGGUUGGUCUCCUCCUUUUUGGAAAGCUGCCUUAAGGUGGUGGCUGUCAACACGUCCCGUGGCCGUGAGCAAAUUCCAUGAGCAAAUCCGAAACUGACUAUGGAAUUGAGCAGUAAUUACAAAUAAGUUACUUAUAGGUAUAUAAAAAAGAUGAGGCACUGGGAGGAUGUGACUCAGCAGGAGCCCAGGGUGGCCUUAACCGAAGCUGGCUGUGGAACGGAACGUGAAGAUGAUUGUGGAAAGUUCUCUCCCAGGGUGCCUGUGACCGGUGGGUCAUUCUCUGCCAUUCUAUCAAGUCCAAUCCAGAGGCUUAAAGUCCACCCGAGUUGCCUCUCCGCAACUGUACCUGGCACUGAAUUGCUCUUGCCCAGGUUGUGAAAUCACUGGGCUUCCAGUCCCAGCAUGGUUUUUAUUAUUUUCGGAGGCUGGCUGAGCCCUCCAGUGGCAGAGCUCCGAAAGGAUGUCCCAGGCGUGGGAUCCUCACAGGAAAAACUGAAAGUGCUCGGUCUCCUGCUCUGUGCUGUUUGCUGCUUCAGGGUCUUGGUAGAUAGCUGUGUGCUAGUUGAUGAUUAACCAAGGUAUGACAAUUGCAACAUGCGCAUGGCCCUAGAGAUCCAGGUUUCUCUGCAUGGGAAAAGGAGCUAGCAGGUGAUUGCAUGGGGAGCCUUCUCCGUGCCCUGGAAUUUCAGGAUUCAGCAGGUACAAACCCUUUCUUCUUUCUCCUCUUACAAACUACUCCCACCUGGCCACAGCCGGGAGACGCUGAUACUGGAUUGUUGAUUAGAGUUCUCUGAUCUAAUAAGGCUCCUGUGGGCUGCAUGGGGCAGAUCCUCCCCACUUUCCCCCUUCACAACAAUCCUGCAAGGUAGGUAAGGCAGUGAAAGUGGGCCAAAGGUCCCCUGGCACUUCAUGGCUGAGUGGGGAUUUAAACCCAGGUCUUGCCAAUUAAGUCCACAGGAUGUUGCUGUGGGAUGAUGAGGCUGAUGAAAGUUGUAGCUCAAAAUGUCUGGACGCCACAGCUUGGUGACGGAUGGUGAAAACCUUUACUCUGCCUAUAACAGGAACUGGCCAGGUGUCCCUACUCCUCCCCCAGAAGAGCACUGGAUGGAGACAGGCAGCCCUGUCCCCAACAUCUGAUGAUCUGAGGGGUGUCCUCUCUUUUAACUGUUUUAGCUGCAUGCUGUCCAUAGAUCAUUAGUUUGCCCAAUGCUUUUUCAAAGAAGCCACUUACGCUAGGCUUGUCCAUCACAACACCUUGUGGUGUGACAUGCCAUGUGUCAACGAUAUGCUGUGAACGGAAAGUGCUCAGAAGCUACUUUCAUGUCUCUUGGGAUGUUGCUCAUAACUCCCAAAUUAUGAAAGCUCCUCCAUCAUUCAUACUUGUGGUUUUCGGUCAGAUUCCAGCAGUUAAGUGAGCAUAAGAAAUACAGCUGUUUGUUUAACCUAUCACACACUAAAGUUAUGUAAUAACCAGCAAUAGUCUUUUCAUAGAACUAUAGAAUUGUAUAGAAGGGACUAUAGAACUAUAGAAGGGACCCCAAGGGUCAUCUCCACCCCCAUCGUUCUGCCCGGACGCUGAGGUCCAGCACCGAGGGCCUUCUGGCGGUUCCCUCAUUGCGAGAAGCAAAGCUACAGGGAACCAGGCAGAGGGCCUUCUCGGUAGUGGCGCCCGCCCUGUGGAACGCCCUCCCAUCAGAUGUCAAAGUGAUAAAUAACUACCUGACAUUUAGAAGACAUCUUAACGGAAGCUUUUAAUCUGUGAUAUUUUACUGUAUUUUUUGAUUCUAUGGAAGCCGCCCAGAGUGGCUGGGGAAACCCAGCCAGAUGGGCGGGGUACAAAUAAUAAAUUAUUAUUAUUAUUAUUAUUAUUAUUAUUAUUAUUAUUAUUAUUAUCUAUUCCAACCCCCUGCAAUGCAGGAAUCUCAACCAAAGCAUCCAGGAUAGGUGGCCAUGCAGACAGAUGGUGCCCAGAACUGCACACAAUACUCCAGGUGCGGUCUGACGGAGGCAGAAUAGAGUGGUACUAUGACUUCCCUUACUUACUUAUAACAUACAGAAAUGCAUUAUAUUAGGGGAAAUUACUUGCAAAAAUCUGUACAUUAGUCAAAACUGCAUACAAAAAUCAGUUUAUUGGGAAAGAUUUGAACUCAAGUGCUGAAUAAUUUUCAUGAGGAUUUUUUAAAAACAAAUUUGCAGAUUGCUGUAAAAAUGUGGAGAACUGAGUGUAAAAUUGGAAAAAUGAGAAGCUGGGAGAAAUGAAACUGAAAGACCCUUCUUGUAGGUAAGGCUCAAUGACCCAAUGUGGCACCUUCUCCAACUAGCAAGUCAUAUACCGUACAGUGGUGCCUCGCAAGACGAAAUUAAUUCGUUCUGCAAGUUUUGUCGUCUUGCGAUUUUUUUCGUCUUGCGAAGCACAGUGUCGGGAAAGUUUUGGAAAAGCUUCAAAAAUCACCAAAGUCUUUAAAAACCUCAAAAAAGGCUACCACACCGCGUUCUAUGAGUUGCUCCUCGAAGUCAAGUCGCAACUGUACUAACGGUGUUAGGAAACAAACUUGCAAGACGUUUCCGUCUUGCGAAGCAAGCCCAUAGGGAAAAUCGUCUUGCGAAGCAGCUCAAAAAACAAAAAACCCUUUCGUCUAGCGAGUUUUUUGUCUUGCGAGGCAUUCGUCUUGCGAGGUACCACUGUAUUGGCCCGAAUAUAAACAGCACUCGCAAAUAAGCCGCACCUUUAAAAUUCAAGAGGAAAAAAGAAAAAAAGAUAAUACCUGAAUAUAACCCACUCCCUUAAAAUUGGGUUGCAGGGUGAAAAUUGCUGCAAGCCAAUUUAAGCCUUUGAUCUUGCAAGCCUGCAAGGAUUACCGUACAAUCGCUAAAAUCGCCUCAACUAGAGCCAGGGCUUUUUCGGCUGUGGCUCCGAUCUGGUGGAACACUCUGUCACAAGAGACCAGGGCCCUGCGGGACUUGACAUCUUUCCGCAGGGCCUGCAAGACAGAGCUGUUCCACCAGGCCUACUGGCCAGGGCACAGCCUGACUCCCUCCUCGGCAAUCUUCGCGGAGCUCUGGCCCAAUGGUUGCCAGUGGCUUGAAUUAAUUAAUUUUAUAACGAAUGAUUUUAGACUGUUGUUUAUGCUGUACUUUUGUACUGUUUUAUUGUUGUUAGCCGCCCUGAGCCCGGCUUCGGCUGGGGAGGGCGGGAUAUAAAUAAAAUUUAUUAUUAUUAUUAUUAUUAUUAAAAUCGCUAUGCAAUUGCUACAAUUCUGAAGGCACUCAAGCUCGCAAAUUGGCAAUAAAACAUUUUUUGUUCCGUUUUAACAUAUUUCUGUUUCAGCAGUGAUAUCGUAAAAGCCAAUUUUUGUAAGGUCAUGAUUUUAAGCUGCACUUUAACUUUUCACGGUUGGAAUUUGGGGGUGGGGAGGAAGUGCGGCUUAUAUUCGGGCCAAUACGGUACUGUAGGAACAUGGGAAGGUGCUUUACAGCAUCUAGACCAGAACUGCAUCAUCUGACAGGCUGCAGCUCUCCAGUGCCUCAGGCAGAGAAAGGUCUUUCACAUCACCUGCUUAUCCAUUUUGACUGGACAUGCAGGGAUUUGAACCCGGGACCUUCUGCAGGCAAAGCAGGGUGCGCUAUCACUGAGCUCCUUUCACUCUCUUAGGAACCAAUGAUGCUUCCUUAUACCAGGUCAAACAAUUCACCCAUCUAGCUCCCUGGCAGCCAAUAUCUGGGGUCUCCAGCAGAGAUAAUUCCCAUCACUGCUACCUGAGACCUUUUAACUGGGGGGUGGGAUUCAGGACCGUAUGCAUGCAAAGCAAGAGGUUGUACCACAGAGCAAUAAGCCCCCCUCCAAACACCAGCAAAGUUUCCACGAUUUUCGGUGCUCAUCACAGCACACCGUAUCCCCACAAUCUCAGGGUGGACGGUGGCUGAGGAGAACAGAGUUCUCAGAGGGAGGGGAGGGUGUGCUUUCUUUGAAAUAGCUGGAAUUAUGACAGUUUAGAAUUCUGCAGCUGGGAGGAAGGGAGGGGCUUUAAAGAAGCUGAUCUGGUAAUGCCAAUGUUCAAUAAGCAAUGCUUUUUAAAAAUCACGUAAACACGACACCACAGAAAUUAGGAGGGAUGGAUACAUUGCUUUCAUAUGUUGCUUUAUGCCAGAGGAAGUCAAUACCUCUGAAUGCCCAGGUUGCUGGACUAGAAGCACUGUCUGAUUUGCGCAUCCUCAAAUAUCUUGGUUUUAUUUUUCUAAGACUGCUUUGCACCUAACAUAAGGUAAAAAGGUAAAGGGACCCCUGACUGUUAGGUCCAGUCGUGACCGACUCUGGGGUUGCAGCGCUCAUCUUGCUUUAUUGGCCGAGGGAGCCAGCGUACAGCUUCCGGGUCAUGUGGCCAGCAGGACUAAGCCGCUUCUGGUGAACCAGAGCAGCGCACGGAAACGCCGUUUACCUUCCCGCCGGAGCGGUACCUAUUUAGCUACUUGCACUCUGACGUGCUUUCGAACUGCUAGGUUGGCAGGAGCAGGGACCGAGCAACAGGAGCUCACCCCGUCGUGGGGAUUCGAACCGCCAACCUUCUGAUCGGCAAGUCCUAGGCUCUGUGGUUUAACCCACAGUGCCACCCGCGUCCCUUUGCACCUAACAUAGUGCACCUUAAAUGUUCAAAGCCCACUGGCAUGUUCAACCGUCCUGUAAAUUAGACCGGUAUUUUACUCUCCACAAUGAAGACUGGGUGGGACAGAGGGAGUAUGGUGUGACUUGAACCACAAAUGCUCUGGCUACGGCACUGCUCACCCAGCACAACAGCGUGGCUGUUAGAUCAUUCUUCCCCUAUUUGGCCAGAUUUCCGUUGGCACAAGACCUACCUGAUUAUAAAAACAGAAGGGAGAGGUUAUUACAAAUAAUGGCCGGGUUCCAAAGAGCUACUUUGGGCGCGCCUGAGAGUUUGAGUAGGUCAAAUCGUGACAGCAGGUAGCAGCAAUUGGACAUGAAAUCAGAGCGUUUGUGUCCACUGAGAGGGAUCAACGAAACAGAAUGAAGAGAGGGUGGCAAGGAUAGAUCCUUUAAAAAAUACUAUUAAAAGAAAAAAGAAAAGUCAGUGCCAAUUACUGUCAUUGCGGGGGCAGAGGGCAAUAGCAGCGUCUUUUCCUAAAGUAGUAACAAGAAGGCCAACCAUUACUGCAAAUCUGGAGCAAGAUGCCAGUAAUUGGAAAGCACCAAGAGAGCCAAAGUCCAUUGCCUAUGCCAGACUGGGGCUUUGUCACUAGCAGAAGAGGAUGCUGGACUAAGUGGGCUUUGCUCUGACCCAGCAGGGCUCUUCGUAUAUUCUUAGGAAAGGGCCAAUUAACCAGAUGGAUGCAACUCCAGGAUGGAAAUGGGAACUGUACAGACCUGGGUCUGCUUCGUUGGGAUAAUAAUUGUUAUGGCUCUCCUCAUGUUUACAUGGGAGUAAGCCCAACAAAAAGCAACAGGGCUUGCUUCUCAGUAGGUGUGUAUAAGGCUGUACUGGAAGAGGAACAUUUUGUUUUGCCUGGUAAUGUAGAGUUAUCCAUUUGCAUAAUAUAGGGUGGUAUUCAAUGUAAGUCAUACUCUAGAGUAGACUUACUGGAAUUAAUGGACUAACGCAAAUCCAUUAAUUUCAGAGGGUCUACUUUGAGUAGAAAUUAGUUGGGUGCAAUUUGUUAUUCUUACCUGCAUGUAAUAGCAAUGUCUGGCCCUGCUCCAGGGAAGGCAUUUUGAGGUGCCGUUGAAGAUUACAUUCACACCACUGUUUGGUGCCAUUUGAAUUUUAUGCCCUGACAUGCCAAUGAUUCUUGGUUUGACUUUAACCAAUUAAUUGCUUAGCUAAAUCAAGUUUUAAAAAUUAUCUAUUGACUAAAUGGCACCCCUGACUGAAUCGGACUUUUUAAUGUAAGUUAAUUCUUUUUAAUGUAAGUACUCAUUUAAAAACAAACAACUACGAAUGGCAGGCAAAAUCUUAGGAAAGGGUUUUCUUUUUCACUCCCAUGAGGAAGUUUUAAAGAAAGCUCUUGUUGUGAUGUAUGCAUGCCCCCAUCUACAAACUAAUACAGUAUGCUUCCACCCCUUCAAAACUAAUGCUUCAUUCAUAUCAAAUUAACUGCAGGUAGUAUUGGUUGAAUGAAUCAAGUGAAACUCACACAAAUAACCAAAUCCUAUGUCUGAGCUUUUCUUCUCCAUACCUCAACUUGAAUGCUGGUGGGCUGGGGGGGGGGGUUCACAAGGAUGUUGUGCAAGUAAGUAAAAUGAAAUGAUUUGGUGACAGUACUAGCAGCAACAUCACUAUCACCCCAGUACCUGUCUGUUCCUUGCUACUGCCAUAUAGGGCCAGCCCUACUAUUAGGUAGACCGAGACAGCUGCUUAGGCAGCAGAUACUGAAGAGCAGUGUAUCAACCCACCCCCAUUUUGCCUGAGCUCCCUAAGCUGUCCUGGUGCUCCAAGUGUGGUAGAGGAUGCGAUCCCAUUACCACCACUGAAGUAAGAGUCACCCUGGUUGGGUUCUGUUUAUGGAAUGGUGAGAGACCACUACCUUGUCCUUCACAUUAUACAGCAAAAUGCCUUUAAGUACCUGCAUCAUUGCAAGAGCUGAACAUUGCCUUCUACAAUCUUGCCGCUUACAAUUAUUCUUCUCUCUCAUUAUUAAAUAAAAAAAAGAAGUGUUUCAUUUCUGUACGCAUGUUUAUGUAAAAUAAGACCAUAUAACCGAUUGAUAAUCAUCUUGCCAUUUUCUUUUCCCCUCCACGAUUAAAAUAUUGAGUUGCCUGUUUCCUCAAACAUGCUGCAGGGCCCACAGCUGAGCUGCUGAUGCUGGAAAACCCACAAAGGAAUCUGUGGCUGGAAAGGCAGUCCUAGUGGAAGUCCCCUGCAGAUGGAUAGGAAGGCUGCCUUCUAACCCACCGGAAUGGAGAAGGCAGCCCCCAGCGAGACCCAGCCCCUCACGCCUCCAAAGGCCUCGAACUGUAAGGAAGGGGAUGACUGCUCAGAGAACGGACUCCUGAUCAAGAUCACAGAACCUAAAUUCCAACUGGUGGAAGGUGCAAACCAAGCUCACCCUAGCCAGGGAGAAAAGGAGGAGACAACAAGCCCUGUGUCCAAUGGGAUUUCAGGAGCCCAGAGCCCAAGUCCUUGCAAUGCGACAGGGGGCAGCAAAGGCGCCCCUCCCACACCCGCUGCUCCCAUGACCACCACCACCCUCUGUGUGGCAGAGGGGCAGCAGCAGCUGAUGGAGUUGGAUGAGAGGGAGACUUGGAGCAAGAAAGUGGACUUUCUCCUCUCUGUUAUUGGCUAUGCAGUAGAUCUAGGAAACGUAUGGCGCUUCCCUUAUAUAUGUUACCAAAACGGAGGAGGUGAGUGUCCAUUGAUUGAUUUGAUUCAAUAUUUGUAUUCUGCUUUUCCAAACACAAAUGUUGAGCUCAAAGUGGCCCACAAGGCACGGGGUGAAACUGUCGCAACUCUCACUGCAGGAGCUGAGGGGCUUUCCUCCCAGCGCCUCGCAGGUCAGGGACAAUACAGCUUGUUUGCGUUGCUCAGCUGAGUGAGCCCUAUGCCUCUCCAGUUUGCACGUGAGGAAUAGGGGCUUGCUCAGGUGGGGGAUCAGCGGGAACAGUUUAAAGAAGCCGAGGAAGGAAUAAGUUGUAUGGGCCCAGCGAUACAGAUUGCUCCUCCCUCUGCAGCAUGAGGGGCAGAGCGCAAUGGCGGCUUCAUGCGGAAGUAUAGCACAGCUGAAACCGCUGCUGCUCCUGAGUCCCUCUGCUACCAGCGGCCCGAUGUUGAAGGUGGCACUGGUAGCAGAGGGACUCAGGAGCUGUGUCGGUUUCACCCACGAUAUACUGCCAGGUGAAGCCGCCAUACACGGUCCUGGGCAAUGUAUUGGUACACCGCUCAGGCCUACCGACAGGUUACAAAAAACAACACACACUCCAAGUGGACUCUAGCAUGGAAGCAAUCUGUAUUAACUGAGGGAUUCUUAAAAUCGCUCCUGGAGCUGUGGACAAAAUAGGGAGCUAUCCCUAAAAUAGCCCCAUAAAGGCUGGGCGGCAUGAAAUGUUGACAACCGGCUGGAGAGGAAGAUAAACAGAUCUAAGAAAGGAAAGAAACCGCAUUGUUGCCUCGAUAAAGUCAUUUCCUGACUUGUUCAUUCUGAUAAGCUAUUUUGCAAUGUCCUCAAGAUGGAAUGGAGAGCUGGCCACAGGCAUCAAUGGAGAUAUCAAAGAUUUUAAUGUAGCUGGGAUUGAACACACAUACUCCCCGCCCCCAAUGCAUGCACAACUGAGCAUGCAACAGGCCAGCAAGGAUUCAGCUGGCUGAUUGGUGGAAAACUGGGGUUAGGGAAAGGGGAGUAGUUGGGGUCUUGAACAGCAGUACUCCACACAGCAACAUUGUUGUUGCAACACCCCCACCUUGUUCCCUCUAUUUCUGGCACUCAGAGACCUUUGUGGACACAGUGCACCCCCCAGGCACAAGAGGAAUCUGUCAGCAUGCUUGGGGAAACACCAAGGUUUUUAGAACUAAUAUUAAGGAAGGAGGAGGCAAAGGAAAUGCUGACUGACCUUUGCUGAGCAGCGUUGGGGGUGGGAGGUCAAGGGAACUGAGUCUUCUGGGGGAGGGCACAGCUGACUGGCUGGCAUCUUGAUCAGAAACACUCCAUGCUGCAACAUUUUGUUGCGUAGGCCUCUUGUUGCCAUCCGAUGCCUCUCUGAAGGGUGUUUUAACGUUGGUCCCUUUGAUUCAGGGGCUUUCCUCAUCCCGUACACAAUCAUGGCUAUCUUUGGAGGGAUCCCGCUCUUCUACAUGGAGCUGGCACUGGGGCAGUAUCACCGAAAUGGGUGCAUCUCAAUCUGGAGGAAGAUCUGUCCCAUUUUCAAAGGUAAUCCUCAAGAGGAAAUCUUUAUUCUCAGAAUUCUGGGUCAUAGUUAAAGCUGCAGAGCACCUGGCCUGUGGAGCCAGGGGCUUUUCAGGGGAGGAUUCCUGGCAUAUGUGGAGCAUCAGACGUCUUAGACAUGUAAUUCUGCAUUGACUCUCAAAAUCCACGCAUAAAAAGUUCUCUACUUACUAUGAGCAUAGUUCCCAAUAAAUGCACACCAUGAAAAAUGACUGACAAUGCCAUUUUACAUGCCGUUGCCUGUGCCCUCAUCCAUGCUUUUAUGGCCUGUGCUGGAGCUCCAUGGCUGCAUAGGAACCUCUGCACUCAAGAGCAAGUUACGGGAGCUCCGUGUGUUGCAUGGAAGCCUCUGCACUACCAACAGAUCACUUAACAGGAACACCAGAGCAUCCGUCUUUCUUACAUUUAUGCCAGCAUUUUUUAUCUAUCCAGGAAUUGGCUAUGCCAUCUGCAUCAUUGGCUUCUACAUUGCCUCGUACUACAACACCAUCAUGGCAUGGGCCUUGUACUACCUCAUCUCCUCGUUCACGAGUGAGCUGCCCUGGACCAGCUGCAAAAACCCCUGGAACACCAACAACUGCACAAACUACUUCUCCAACAAGAGCACCGCCUGGACUGCCAACUCAACCUCGCCGGCAGAAGAAUUUUACACGUAAGUGCAUGUAAGUGGAGAGACAGCCAUGCCAGAAUAAGGUGGAGCAGGGUGGGUGGGGAAGGAGCUUUUGAGGAGGGACGGAUGUGUUAAACCCUGUGCUUUCUUUAUAUGUAGGCACUGGCUCAGGUCUCCUAGUUAGCAACUGCUUUUCAUGAGCAUCAGUGAGAGUUAGUGGUUCAUUUUUUAUGCCUGCAAUAACCUCUGAAGCCCUCUGCAACAUCAGCCUUGGUCAUUCCCUAACUAGGUGCCAGAGAACACAAGAUCUGCUAGAGCUGUGAGAAACAUGUCAAAACACACAAGGUUCCUAAGUGCCCAAAGCAUCCAUGAACAGAGGAGGGUACAUUCUGGAUCUCUGGAUGACUCCCUGCUCUGUUCUCACCUCCUUCCAAUCCAUCUCUGCUGGUGGCAUGGAUAAUUCUGUCAAAGUUCUGCACUGAGAAAACCGCCACUCCUGAUAUAGAAAAGUGAAAGAACUGUCCACCCUCACAGAGAAAGCUGCCCAUUGUAUCUCUGCAUGAGUCACUAUUCUGAGUGUAGCCCCUCCCAAACAGAAAGCCUACAUUGAAUUGUGACUCAUGCAGAAACACACAGGCCUGGUUCACAUUUAACACUAUGUCAUUGUUUAUUUAUCAAACCAUGAAUUAAAAACAAUUUGUCCUACAGAUGAUCAAACUAUGACUUGUUUCGCCAAAGCUUCUUCUGUUUUCCAGCUACUCUUGCCUCAUUAGAAUGUGAAGUGUCUGGAGUUCGGGUAGCCAAAAAAGCCAAGGGUGCUGUUUUCACAAGUAGCACCAAGCCAUAGUUAAAAUAACUCAAGUUUUAGAAGCCAACAGUAAACCAUGGCUUCAAAUCACAGUUUGUUGACCAUAAACAAGCCACAGUUAAGGUACUGGGCAGGGUCUGCACAUGUUUAAUAAACCAUGGUUUAAUGUUGCAUGCGAUCCACACCAUAAAAAGUAUGCUUCAUAGUAUAGUGUAUAAAGGAAGCCCUUUUGGGGUAUAAGAAUGAAGUGGCAUCUCCCGUUUUAAUCAACAGGGGAAAUGUGUGCCGGAAUUGUCAGAAGUUAGAACCACCCCACCAACUGAUGUUAGCCAAUUCCUUGAAAUCAGGCUGUAAUUAGGCCUGGCUCAAGAUGUACAUUGUUUUGAUUGCCAAAGAAAGGAAAUCCAAACAUUUUUUGUUAAAAAACUAACUGAAGUAAAUAACUGCCACUUUUUGAACAGCACUGGCAUGAAACUGACAUGAGGUAGCCAGCUCUAGGCUGUUCUUCCUUCUCCAAUUCCCAUCAGCCCCAUCAGCAGCCAGCAUGGCCAAUGGUCAGGGGGAUGGUGGAAGUUGCUGUCCAACAACAUUGCAAGGCUACCCUGUUCCUGACCUCCCGUUUGUUUGGCUUUCCUCCAACAGUCACAUUGAUGGCAAGUUCCCAGUAGCAAACCCCACUCCAUCCCACCCUCAGGACUCAUGGACUUGAAGCAAACGUCGCCCGCUUGAAAUGAUCCCUUUGGAAAGUCCGCAUCCCAAAGGAUCCCCAACAUGUCUGUUUCCUUUCCAUUUCAGCCGCCACAUUCUCCAAGUGCACAGAUCCAAGGGGCUGGAUGACCUGGGAGGAAUCAGCUGGCAGCUCGUCCUGUGUUUGAUGCUUAUCUUCACCAUUGUGUACUUCAGCAUCUGGAAAGGAGUCAAAACAUCUGGAAAGGUGAAGAGCAAGGACAACAGCAGGAGGAGCUACGCCAGGAUUGUAUCUGGUGGUCAGGGAUGGAAAGGGAUGCUGAAUCUGAAGACUGGGGGAGGGGGGAGGUUCAUGUGGCCCACCAGGCUUCUCCAUUCCUUAGUGCCUUAGGGGUCUUCCCAGACCACACCCCUUCAUCAGGCAGCACCCUCACCAGCCCUGCCCUGUCCCCUUCUCAAGUGCAUUUAGCUGACUUGAAUGUGUUCUUGACGUAUGAGAAUGUCUCCAGCUUGCCUGGCUAGAGACUGGGGAGAUGGUAUGUGCUGGUGUGUUUGUAGAAACUUCUGGCUUUUGCAUGGCUGGGAUACAGAUUACUGUACACAGUAAGUGUCCCAUCUGUUUUUACCUCUGGUCUGGCCCAAACAUGGCAUAUGGCCCCUGGAAGGUUGCCCAUUAAGGGAACGUGGCCCUCAAGAUGAAAAAGGUUCCCUACUUCUGCCACCAAAAAGAGGGAGGAAACUUUCAUGUUCCUGACUGUCUUGAGAAGCAGCUGGAAUGAUCUGAAGAGCAUUCUGAAGUUACCCAAGCUGGUGGCCUCCUGUGAUCUUGGCUAGCACCCUGUGAGGAUGUCGCCAUCCUUCUUUCUGGCUGUGUGUUAGGAAGGCCUUUUCUAUACAGAAGAUCUGUCAGUGUCAGGGGUGCAGACACCACAAGCCUCCCAAAUAUGAGGCAGCAGGCAAGGCGCCACUAGGCCAGGAAACCCCAUCUGUCCCAUGGGAGCAGGUCAAGAGGAAGGAAGUUCUGACUCACGGGAGUCUGUGCCACCUCCUUGGGGUAGGAAGAGACAGGGCUUUGGCACAGGAUGGGCUAGUUCAUGGAGCUGGCAGAAGAGACCCCAGGAACUAGGGAUGGGGUGGGGGGGAAUUUUAUAACAUUUGCACAUCUCUGAAUUUUGCAAGGCAGUUCUCCAGUCAACUAAAGUGUAUAGAGAUGUAUAUUCUAAGGUAAAAUGUGCAUAUAGUUUGGUUAAACUAGCACACAAAAGCAUUUAACAUUUGCUUUGCAAAAAUGUAUAUAUUUGCUAAAAAUGUAUCCAUUAGGAUAAAUUUGCACUAAAAUGCUGAUGUUUUUCUUAUUUGCCUGGGUCUUUGGAAAGGGAUAGGGACAUUCAGGCACUGUCGAUAUUAAAACUUUCAUUUUAAUUACCGUUUUUAGAUAUGGUCUUGUUUGAUUUGAUGUUGCUAGGCACCAUGGGCAUGUUUUGAGUUGCGGUGGAGAGUGGGCUAUCAAUUUAAUAAAUUAAUAUUGCUGCUAAUUCAGAGCAAAGAUUUCGUCCUUUGUGCUGGUGCUUUCCCUCAGACGAAUCCUCAGUCUUGAUUUCUUCUCCAAACAGGUUGUGUGGGUGACUGCCACAUUCCCUUAUGUCAUACUCUUUGUCCUCUUAAUACGGGGCGCUACCUUGCCUGGGGCCUGGAGAGGCGUGGUCUACUACCUGAAGCCCGAAUGGGAUAAGCUUUUUGCUACUGAGGUAAGGAGGGGGGAAGGCGGGUGCAACAAAUCAGAUGAAUGGAUCGGCUACCUUAAAAGUCCUGUGGCAAAUGAAAAGUAAUGUACUAGAUUUGGGGGUGGGGGUGAACCAGGUGCUCUGUCAGCCUUCUCCCAACCUAAGUAAAAAUCUAGGUAAUUACUGGUCUGUUGCCACUUUCUUCUUCUUGAGCAAGGUUCUUGAGAGGGUGGCUGCAGACCAGAUCCAGGCACUCUUGUAUCCCUGUUAAUUCUCCUCAACCUUUCAGCAGCUUUCAAUACCAUGGUAUUUCAACCAUGGUAUCCUUCUGGAGCAGCUGUCCGAGUCAGGUGGUGGGCGUGCCGGCACCACUUUGUGGUGGUUCUGAUCCUACUUGGUUGUUUCCAGAGGGUAAUGCUUGGGGAGUGCUCUUUGGCCCUGUGUAAGUUCCAAGGUUUACCGAAGUCUACUCUGCAGCUACUUGGAGCAAGACUGGUAUUAUGCUUGCUCCUGCUCUAUGGUAUAGUGUUCCUAUACCACUCACUAUCUGUAUUUUCUGGAAACAGCUGGAAAACAGGAUAAAUGGAACAUGCAGAAGAAGCUUCUCUGCAGACUGUUUGCUGAGUGUAUAAGGGAUAAGACAGUCUCUCAAGUAUCCUGUUCCUGAGCUGUAUAGGGACUUAUGUUAGUAGCAAAUUGACAGCCAGUGCAAAUCCCGAAAGCAGGAUGUGUUAUAUGCUGGCAGUAGGUUGCCCCCACAAGCCAUCAGGCACUGCAUUCUGUAUAACAGAUGCAAAUGUCAUUUCCCCCUGAAUAGUUAUGAAAGACUCAGAUGAGGUUGGGGGAGAUUUUGGCCCUCUAAGUAAUAAAUACAGCUACUAUUGAGAUUACAGGUUCUAAUAUUCGCCAGCCAGCGGGCUCCCGGUUGAUAGGAGAGAGUUCAAUGAAAAGGAAAUGAAGACACAUCGUUCUCUGAUAAAGCCACAUCUCCAAUAAGGCCCCGUUGCCUCCCCUAAAAGUAAUAAAGGGUGUUAGUAUUGUAUUGGAUGUUUCUGAAGCGAUGAGCGAGGCCAGAUUGUGAUCUCUGUGCUGUUGAUAUAUGGCCACAAAGCUUUCAUGUGGUGGCUCCUGGGGCAGGAACAAUCUACAAAGUUGGGCAGUGCUCAGCUUUGAGUCUGGAGAAUAAAAAGGAACUGGUUUGUUCUGGAGAAAACAGGAGAUAAGAAGGCUAGCCAGGAAACGGAUCUUGGGGUGAUGGGAGAAGGAAAGCUCAGAGAUGUCAACCCAGUGUGUGGCAGCUGAGUAUAGCAAAUUCCAUCCUAAGUACUGUAUUAUCAAGAAAGAACUGAAAAUAAGUCUGCCAGUGGUGUAAUGCACUUGAAUAAAUCUAUGGGGUGGGUGAACUUGAAAUAUAGUGUACAGUUGUGGUCAUCUCAUUUCAAAAAGGAUAUUGAAAGAACUAGGAAAAAGUCACAGCUCAGUGGUAGAGUGUCUGCUUUGAGUGCAAAGGGUCCCAUAUUCAAUCCUCAGCAUCUCCAGGUAGGACUGAAAAUGUCUUGUGUUGAAAACACUAGAGUGCAACUCCAUCUGCUAUGGACCACUGGUCUGACUCAGUACAAAUGUCCAGAAAAUAGCCACAAGAUUAUCAUGGAUCCAGAGCAUUUUCUUUAUAAAGGAAGGCUAUAGGGGUUUGGAUUUUUUUUAACCAGAAAAGAAAAAAAGGUAAUUAAGGAGAGAAUUGAUGGAGGUUUGUAAUACUAUAGUAUGACGCAGAGAAAUUAUAUAGAGAGGCAACUAGGAGUCACUCAAUGAAAUUGAGUGGCAGAAGAAUCAAGACAGGCCAACCCUCUCCCCCAAUAUAACUUCACAUACUGCAUUAUUAAGAUAUGGAGCUCACUGUCACAAGAUGCAGUGAUGGCCAGUAGCUUAGAUGGCCAGCUGUGGGGGAAGGCCUUAGUGGAUCUACUGUGGGGAACCCAUGGAGUGGCAGGCCACUGUGACUGCUACUGUCCUGCUAGGUCUUCAACUUCAACUCCACUGCCUCUGCUACAAAGCAGUCAUCCCUGCCUGUAUCUGAUAGCUUCCGUAGUUCCAGCAAGUCGCCACAGUAAACUCUUAACCUGAAACUCUUGAAGCACAGGGCUCAAAACACAAACUGGAAGCUAAAAGCGCUCACUCCUUGCAUGGCUUCCCAGAACAACUCUGCUUUUACCGAUACCCUUUUUAGUGAGCUGUGUCUGAUGAUUCUUUUCUUUUUAGGUGUGGAUUGAUGCAGCUGCUCAGAUCUUCUUCUCUCUCGGCCCAGGAUUUGGGGUCCUCCUAGCCUUUGCAAGCUACAACAAGUUCCAUAACAACUGCUACCAGUGAGUUUUCUCAAGGAGGAAGAUUACUGGGAAGGGGGGAGGGACUCAAAUUGCCAUUGUGGAAGACUCUAAUAAACAUACUGAUGGUUUACACAUAGUUCUAAUUAUUUACACUCCAAAUCAGACCAGCUGGAGGGUACAAGGAAAAUUUGUGUAUGGGGUAUGUGUGUGUGUUGUAUCACAAGCAUGUCCUGAUUCUCAGAGGGGCAUGUGUGUUUCCGUUACAGGGACGCUCUAGUCACCAGCACUGUGAACUGCCUGACCAGUUUUGUGUCUGGGUUCGUCAUCUUCACCGUGCUCGGGUACAUGGCUGAGAUGAGGAACCAAGAGGUGGCAGACGUGGCCCGAGACACAGGUAAGCAACCAAGGAUGGGCAAAUGUGGCCAAUCUCAGUUUCUCAUUUUUCCAGUCUUAUGUUCCGUUUGCCCCAUUUCUUCAGCAGUUUGCAGAAUGGUUGGGGUUGUUGUUUUUUAAGUGCACCUGAAAACGUAAGUUUGUUUGCAAUUUUCUGUACUAUGUUUAUGUAAGCAAUCUCCCCAAACAGAUGUAUUUUUACAAGUAAUUUUUGUAUGUUAUUUCUACGAAAGCAAGAUUUCUCCCUCUAACAUAUACUUUCGUUAGUGAACAUUUUUUUGUUGGGAGAACUGCACUGCAAAAUUUCAAGAAGUGUGAAUUCAAAGGAUAGCUACUUUUCAGUUUGACAUACUGGUUUGGGAAGUGCAAUGCAGACAAAGAAUUCUUCCCAAUCCUUUCCUUUUAUACUCUCACUACCUUUCCUGUGAUGGUGGGAAGGCUGUAGCCUUCCCAGGUUCAAUCUGCAAUGGUAUCUCCAGGCAGGGCUGGGAAAGAUUCCCUGCCUAAAACCGUGCAGAGCCACUACCAGUCAGUGUGGACAAUAUUGAGCAAGAUGAACCAAUGGUCUGGCUCAGUAUGUUCCUGUAUUCUGAUGCAAGCUGUCCUGCAGAGGAUCUUUUGCAUCCUAAGAAACUCUGCACAGUCCUUUUUAAAACAAGAGAACACCAGGCACCACUGUGUCUCGAUAGUCAGUUGAGGAAGGGCUGGAACCAGUGAGCAAGGUUCCAUCCCUGGCAUCUCCAGUCCCCUUCUGAAGAAGUAUGGUAAUUUUAGGAUGCAAGUGAUGGGGGGGGGACCCUUUUCUCCCUGAGACCCUGCUAGUCAUAGUAGUGGGCUAGGUAUCUAACAGUCUGAUCCGGCAUAAGGCUGCUAGCUUCCUGAGUUCCCAUGAAACGUGUUUCAGUGUGCAACUGGGUUCAUCGUUAGGCAACUGGGUUCAAUGGCCUCAUUGAAGAAUUCCUCGAACACUUCCUUGGCUGACUAAUUUUGACACAGUGUCUAGCCACACAUGCAGGAUGCUGGCAAACUUGACUUGAAGGCAUAAGAAGACACAUUCCUAAAGCAGCUCAGUAUGUUUAGUCAAGAGCUACUUAAUUCUCAAAUUACAAUGUUUGGCUUUGCAUGAAAAAAUGUUCCGGGUUCAAUUCCUAGCAACUCCAGGUAGGGCUAAAAGCCUCAGUGUUGCCUAAAAUCCUUCCCCAAAGGUAACGUCUUCAGAUGUUGCAGGACUCCUGAUUCCCAUUAGCCCCAGCCAGCAUGGCCAAUGGUCAGGGAAGGUGGUAGUAAUAAUUCAGCAGCUUCUGGAAGGCAAAUCAGAAUCAGAAUCACAGAAGAGCUGGAAGGUUUCAAGUUAUCUAGUCCAAUCCCCUGCAGUGCAGGAAUCACAGCUAAAGAAUCCCUGACAGACGGUUAUCCAACCUCUGUUUAAAACCCCCAGUGAAAGAGAGCCCACCACCUUCAGAGAAGCCCAUUCCACUGUUGUUCAGCUCUUACCACCAGAAAGUUAUUCUUCAUGUUUAGUUGGAAUUUGAAUCCAUUGGUUCAGGUUCUACCCUCAGGAGCAGAAGGAAACAAGCUUGAAACAGUUAUCAUAUCACCUCUAGGUCUUCUCUUCUCCAAACUAAACAGAUCAAACUUCCCUCAUAAGGCUUGGUAUCCAGACCCUUUGUCAUCCUGGUUUCCCUCCUCUGCACAUGUUCCAGCUUGUCAAUAUUCUGAGUUACUCACGUCAGGGAAAGCUAGCAUAGGUGAUACUGAGCUAGAUGGACCAGUGGGGUCUGACUUGGCAUAUCAGUCAGCUUCCAAUGAGGUAGGGAACUCUCCUUGGUUGGAAGUCUUUGAGACCAAGCUGGAAAAGCCUCUGUUUGGAAUGUGAGGUCAGAGAGACUGGAACACAGGGAUUGCCUUGCUGUUUCAGAAUAAAGUCGGGAGUGCUAUUUCUAGUUUGUUUGGCUUGGCUUCAAAUCAUGAAGGUUCCAUUUAGUGAUUAUGGGUAGCAUCCUCCUUGAAAAAUAUACAGAUCUCUGGUGCCUGCCAUUGGCAAGGCAUGGAAUACUCUCAGAUCUAUAAACUUUUGCCCUUAAGAGCUCUGCCAACUGGCUGCUUGAAAGGGAUGUUUGGGACUGGAUGAAGGAUUGAAGGCCCUCAAGAUGAAACGCAAUACAAUUCAUCAAGCCAGGGGACAAAGCCUCUCCCUUCCAUCCUGCUAGAGCCUGAUGCCACACUGAGAUAGUGCUGCACAGGAUUCCCGGCUCACUUGCUGCAGCAAGCUCCUUACAGGCACCCACAGGGUCAAGAGCAUUGCCCAGAGCCAAUCAGCUUGGCUCUGGACAAUGCUUUUGCUGGCAAAAGCAUAGCCACUGGCCAUGAUCACACAUGCCUUAGUUACAUAAAGGUUGGAUCACUGUAACAUGCUCUAAGUGGGGCUGCCUUUGAAGUGUUUGGAAACUUCUGCUGGUCCAAACUGCGUCAGCUGGAGUCCCAACCAGAGCCAGUUUAUAUUUUAUCACAUUUUUAUUGUUUAUUGUAUUUUGUCCUGGGGAAUUGUUUAAGGGUGGGGUAUAUAGCCGCCUAAAAUAAACAAAAAUAGUAAAAGUUUGGGGAGGAUGCAGCUCUACGGCUGGUGCCAGCUGAUUUGGCUCCUGGACAGAAUCUGAGCUGCAGUUAGCUUUAAAGUCUGAAAUGGGCUAGGCCCUAACCAUAAUGUGAAGCACUGUCUCCUUCCACACCAACCUGUCUGACCACUCAUGGGUAGUAAACAUGAUGCCCUACAGAAUAGAUGCUGCAGGGCUUCUGGGCUUCCCAUUUCGGGCAUCUGGUUGGCCACCAUGAGAACAGUGGGGAACUGGCAUAGCUCAGCAGCAGCACAUUUGCCUUACAUGCAGAAGCUCCAGGUUCAACUCCCAAGGUAUCUUCCAUAGGGCUGGGAAAAGCUCCUUGUCUGAAACCCUGUAGAGCUACUGCCUGUGAGCUUGGACAAUACUGACCUAGGUAGACUAAAAGUCUGUCUUAGUAUAAGGCAGCCUCUUAUAUUCCUAACAGGAUACUAGCCUACACAAGCCACUGGCCUAAUCCAGCAGGCUCUUCCUCUGUAGUACUCCAACUCCCAUCCAGAAGACACGUUAGAUACCCUUGACUGGUGACCUUUGGAGGAGCUGGCUCUUUAUGCCUGCCACCAUUAGAGUUGUAGCUGGUGGGAAUACAGGAGAGUAUGAUGUCAGGGCUGUGGAACUCCCUGUCACAGGAGAUCAGAUUGGCUCCCUUCCUAAUGAGUUUGACGUGCCAGAUUAAAGCAUGGUGGCGAGGAGGUACCGUCACAGCUGAACUGGCUCUGAAAGGGGUGGCUGAUUAUUUAUGCUGCUGAUUAUCAGCUGUUAUGAUUUGUUUUUCUCUUAUCUGCUAUAUGACUUCUGUGUUAACUUAUAUUGACAUUAGCCACUGUGUUACAAGCUGGGAAGGGGGGCGGGGGCGGAUAAACUCUGGAGGAAGCAGAAUAAGUCAUGGACCGUUAUCUCAUUGACUGACAGGACCCAGCCUCCUCUUCAUCACCUAUGCAGAGGCCAUCGCAAACAUGCCUGCCUCCACCUUCUUUGCCAUUAUAUUCUUCCUGAUGUUGAUCACCCUGGGACUGGACAGCACAGUGAGUAAUGGAGCAGUAGAAGGAAAGGUUCUACGUGUGUUAUUGCAGACUUAGUCCACACUUAGCCAAACCAAAUCUGAAGAAUGGAAAUAUUAUCUUUUUGGAUAACCUCAGUUGGCGUUCGUGCUGGAAUGCUGACACUUGACCAGCUAGUAAGAAAACAAUGUUUUCCCCACUUCCUCUGGGGCGGAAUCUAGAGCAGCUUUCCUGAACUUGGUGUCCUCAGUCAGUGAAGCCAUUUUGGACUAAGUCCCAUUAGCCCUAACCAACAAGUUGUGUUGCCAGGGUCUUACUUGGAGUUCUAGCUGGAUCUGGCGGGAGUUUCCCCAAACAUCUGGAGAGCAUCAGGCUGGGGAUGACUGGUCAACACCAAGGAACUGCAUCCUUCCACUUGAGAGGAGGCAGGCAAAAUCAGGGCGUAGCCUCUGGGGUAUGGGCAGAAUGUGAGUUGCCUGGUCUGGCCCUUAGCAUCAGGCUGUGGGGUUAUUCCAUUAGCCUGAAAACAGGUUCAGUUCACCAAGCAAAACACAGAAUUGUUCGGAUCCCUUUGCAAGCUCUAAGAGUUCUGGGGAAGAAGGCAGCUGCCUUUCCUUCACUGACUCCUCUGUGUGCUUUUCCCAGUUUGCAGGCCUAGAAGGGGUGAUCACUGCCGUCCUGGAUGAAUUCCCGCACAUCUGGAGCAAGCGCCGGGAGCUGUUUGUGCUGGGUUUCAUUGUGACCUGCUUCUUGGGUGCGAUGCCGACGCUGACCUUUGUGAGUAGCUCACCUUUCCGUGGCCAGUCAAGCUAUUUGGUAGGGUGAAGAGUGUGUGUGCGUUUGGUGUGCAAUGUGGAUUCCAGGCUUCCCUUUAAUGCCACAGAGGAUGCUGGAGUGCAGCUCUUGGACUGCAAACAAUCGGACGCAAUCCAAGAUUAGUGCUGUUCUCUACAACCCUGCAAGUGAUUUCCUUGAUAGAUUUCUACUAUGCCUUUCCACAGGUUCUGAAUGAUUUUGAUUCAGAUUCCAAAUGCUUUUCCAUGCAGCCUUGAUCAGGGCUGUUUUUAAAACUGAAUGUGUUGUUUCAAAACACUGCUAAUCAGCAAGAGCUGCGUUAAGUGGCAAUAAUGUCUGAGACAUUUGGGGGUGGAGAGUGUUGAAAAGCCCUCCCAGUGCUACAUAACCCAGUUUCCCAAAAGGUUAGGGGUGUCUCAAAUUGCAUGUUGUGGUGCUAUGAUUGGAUGAGACGCCAAGUUGAACUAGAGAUAGUGAAGAAUCUGACAGGGGAGGUGUUACUACCAAGCAUAGAUGGAUCAUUUCAUGAGAAACUUGUAUCACACACAGUGUUUUAUCAGCUAUUGCUCCUUGAUUUGGAAUGCAAAACAGGAGUCCCAGUUCCUGCUGGAGGCACAAUUCCCUUCCCCCUUUUGGGAAAGUCUGACUCCCAAGGGGGAAAAGAAUAGGAACACAAGGGACUGCCCUCAGCUCAAUUGUCAGUCAUUGCCCCUUCAACGUUCUCACCAGGGAGGAAACAGAGAGGCAUCAAUCCCCUACUGGAUUACCUACUGGAUUGCUCACACAUUCCACUCAGCCUAUUCUUAUCUGCAUGGUUGCUGUAUUGUGUGAGGCAAAGGAAGGGAAGUUGGAGAAUCUGGGUCAUCUACACUGUUCAGGAUUAGUCAGGUUGCACAGGUACUGAAGAGAGCAUCAGAUUAAAGUAUAUUACAGGCUUCUGCUCCCUCUCCAAUGAGCUAAUGAGCUCUGUACAAGCAAGUUUUGCCUUCUGGGAACUAGAAAUGAACCUGUUGUUUCCCAUGAUCUUUCUUUCUCUUGCUCUAGGGUGGUGCGUAUGUCGUAAAGCUGCUUGAAGAAUAUGCCACGGGUCCAGCUGUGAUAGCCGUGGUGUUCCUGGAAUCCAUUGCAGUGGCUUGGUUUUACGGUGAGGAUAGCUGCAUGCCGGUGCACUUGCUGAUGAGACUUCUGUGCUCAUGCAAAUGUGUAUUUGAGAGAGCAUCCAUCACAGUUACACUUAAUCACUUUUGAAUGAGCGUAAGAACAUAAAAAGAGCCAGCUGGAUCAGGCCAAAGGCUCUUCUAGUCAUAACUCCUGUUUUCACCAUGGCCAUCCAGAUGCCCCCAAUGCGGACCUGAGCACAACAGCAAAGCUUUACCCUCCCGUGGUUUCCAGCAACUGUUAUUUGCUGCCCACAGCCGUGGAGACAGAGCACAGCCAUCGUGGCUAGUAGCUAUGGUUAGCCUUAUAGUGACUGGAGUAUAAUGCUUUGAAUGUAAGGCAGGGUUUAGAAAGGGAAGACACAUACAUUUCACUGCUUUACUCCUCAAAAGGCAGCCAGUGGGGCAUCUGGGCCUUGCUAGAUCCAUACACCAGGCCCACUGUGGUUGCCUCCAGGCUGUCAGUAUUUUGCAGGAGGGACUCAAGCGCAUACCAGCAAUUUAGGUUUGUGUAAUUCACAGAAUCGUGGAAACACAGAACUGAUUCUAUUCCAUUAUAGAAUUGUAGAGCUGGAAGGAAUCCUGAGGGUCCUCUUGUCCAACCCCCAGCGAUGCAGGAAUCUCAACUAAAGCAUCCAUGACAGAUGGCCAUCCUACCUUUCCUUAAAAACCUCCAAGGAAGGAAGGCCCUGAACCUCCUGAGGGAGUCUGUUCCACUGCUGAACAGCUCUUACUGUCAGAAAGUUCUUCCUGAUUUUAGCUGGAAUCUCCUUCCUUGUAACUUGAAGCCAUUGGUCCGAAUCCUAGGUUCUGGAGCAGGAAAAAACAAGCUUGCUCCAUCUUCCAUGUGACAGAUAUUUGAAGUGCUAUAUAUGCCUUCCUCUCCACGACAGGAGGAGAAAUGACAUCACACAGCGCCUCUCUACUAAUUGUAUUUCUAUGGCCUGAGUAUUUGCCUAUCAGCAAUACAGCUCUGGGGACUUAGCCCCUUCUCAUGCUAACUAGCAAGAAUAUGCCAGUGUGGUGUAGUGGUUAAGAGCAGUAGACUCGUAAUCUGGGGAACCGGGUUCGCGUCUCCGCUCCUCCACAUGCAGCUGCUGGGUGACCUUGGGCUAGUCACACUUCUUGAAGUCUCUCAGCCCCACUCACCUGACAGGGUGUUUGUUGUGGGGGAGGAAGGGAAAGGAGAAUGUUAGCCGCUUUGAGACUCCUUUGGGUAGUGAUAAAGCGGGAUAUCAAAUCCAAACUCUUCUUCUUGUUAGGUUUGGCUGCUAAUCUCUCACACUUACGACCAUGUACAUAUGAGUGAUGAACCACAGCUUAUGUUAGUGUGGAUGCACAUGAGCUCUGAUGUUUCACAGAACUCUUAGGUUAGGACUAAUGGCAGCAGGGUGCUGUGUAGCCUGCAUACUACUGCGUGAAAACCUAAGCUGGCACAAUCAAAGCAAUUACCUUUACUUUUUUAUUCUGCUGAACCUAGUUCAUAGCAACACAUGAGUAACUUGGGCCUCACCCUAUGUUAAUUUUGCAGGUGUCAGCCAGUUCUGCAGUGACGUGAAGGAGAUGCUUGGAUUCAGCCCUGGGUGGUUCUGGAGAAUCUCCUGGGUGGCCAUCAGCCCAAUUUUCCUCCUGGUGAGCCCAUCUGUCCAUACCAACAUGUAAUAAGAAGUUUCUCCACAGUGUGUUUGCAUCAUAAAAGUAAAAUAUUAAACACACAGAGAGACCCCUGUCCUGCACAACAGCCUCUAUGAACACAGCCUUACACUGAGUCACACCACUCGGCCAUCUAGCUCAGUACUGCCUACACGGACUGGCAGUGGCCUUCCAGGGUUUAAAACAGAGGACAUUCCCAGCCCUACCUGGAGAUGCUACUGGGGAUUGAACCUGGAACCUUUUGCAUGCAAAGCAGAUGCUCUACCACUGACUUUAUGGCACUUCUCUCUGACCCUACCACUGACUUGGCAAAGUAACUGCCUCUGGCACAGGUUUGCUGUAUGAUAUCUGUUCCUUCACUUGUUUGGGCAGAGCCUGCUCAAGACAGUUGCUACUUAAAGCAGCAAAUGGCACCUAUGCCCCUCCACUGCCCACUUCCAAGUCAAGGUGCAUGGUACCCAAAGCCAGGCAAGUUAUUUUGGCACCUGAAGCAUUACUAUCUACAAGCGCCUCUUCCUGUCUUUGGCAGUAAAAAUACCACAGUAAGUGAGAUAGCACGUAGGAUAGCUCAGUCGAUUGAGCAAUAGACUCUUAAUCUCAGGGUCAUCAGUUUGUGCCCCAUAUUGCGUAAAAAUAUUCCCGCACCGCAGGGGGUUGGACUAGAUGACCAUUGUGGUCCCUUCUAACUCUACAGCUCAAUAAUUCUAUGAUUCAAUUUAUUGCCUGUUCAUAGCCCAAAAUCAGCUGCCCAAGGCAUCCACCUCCUUCUACCUAAUGAUAGGGCUGGCCCUACGGGACCGCCUCUCCUGGUAUGCCCCACGGAGGACCUUAAGGUCCAUAAAUAGCAACACCCUAGAGGUCCCGGGCCCUAAGGAAGUUAGAUUAGCCUCAACCAGAGCCAGGGCCUUCUCAACACUGGCUCCGGCCUGGUGGAAUGCUCUGUCUCAUGAGACCAGGGCCCUGCAGGAUCUGAUUUCUUUCUGCAGGGCCUGUAAGACAGAGUUGUUCCACCUGGCCUUUGGCUUAGAAUGAGUUUGAUUCCCUACCCCUCUUUCUUUUUCCUUUCUCCUCCUGUGAAGAGGCUGCAUACUAAUGUUUUAAUGUUGUAUCUUAAUCUUUUAAAUUGUAUUUUAAUCAACUUGUUUUUAUUAUUGGUUGUUAGCCACCCUGAGCCCGGUCUUGGCUGGGGAGGGCGGGGUACAAAUUAUUAUUAUUAUUAUUAUUAUUAUUAUUAUUAUUAUGCGUAGUAGUUGUGUCCUGUUCCCUAUUGUUCUCUGCACUAUUGCUCUUUCGGGUCAUUACACUAGUUUCAGGAAAUUACAUUAAAGCACUAAUUGUGCAAUUGUUUUAAGUAGUUUUUUUUAAGAGAGAGAACUAAUCUCUCUGAACAAAUGCAUUUUUAAAAAAUCUAAUAGUGGGAAUGAGGGUGAAUUGGAGGAGCAUAAAAAUUAACUCCCACCUUCAGGAGACACUCAGAUAAACUUCAACAAAAGUAGAUGGCAUCCUUUGCAAAAAAUUAAGAUUAAAAUUAAAGGGCGUAAGCAGGAGCCCCUGCCCCUGCUUUGGCAGAGCUAUUUCUGGCACUAUUAAAUGAAGGCUUAAUCCCGUUCCUAAAUUAACUCAGCCAGCCUUUUCAGUGAAGUCAGCACUCAGCAUCUGGCAAGAAAGGAGAGGUUUAGUGGCAAAAAUUGAUGGCAAAAAGUGGCUAACAAAUCUUGUGUUGUUGUAAGCCACUUCAGAUGGGCAUUAUCCAGAAAAGAGGCAUAUAAAUAUUUCAAAAUAAAAUAAUGCAGGGAGGCCAGCCUGAUCUAUACCUAUUCUCCCCACCUCCCCUCUGCUUCUUUGACAUACAUCUCUAUUUGCAAUAUACUUUUUUAUACAUACAAUCCCCAAAUAUUGCAUAUAAGCAAACAGAAUGCUGGGAACAGUGGGUAAAAAUGGUCACAUUUGCAUGCCUAUUGCUUCUUCCAGUGGGGCUUGUGCCCCCGCAGCCAGAUCUAGCAGCCCUAUUCAGAAUCACAGUAGAAUUGGAAGGGCCCCCGAGGGUCAUCUAGUUCAACCCCCUGCAAUGCAGGAAUCUCAACAUGUAGUCCCCCAUCCAAUCUGAAACCAUACCAGACCCUGCUUAGCUUUACAACUGUGCUAGCAGUUUUAUUGCUGAGACCCAUGGGUGACUUCUCAAUGGAGCUCCCAAUCUGCUAUCUCAUGGUAGAGAUGCCUCCCUCUGCCAGAGCCCCAUUUCCUGUGAGUUUAAUGUUUGGCUUUUCUCCAGUUUAUCAUUUGCAGCUUCAUGUCAAGUCCUCCAGAACUCCGCCUCUUUGACUAUACUUAUCCUUACUGGACUGUGGUGUUGGGCUACUGUAUCGGGACCUCGUCCUUCAUUUGCAUUCCCACCUACAUGGUCUAUCGGUUGGCAACCACACCAGGGACACUUAAAGAGGUAGGUGACCAUAAGAAGAGCCUGACUUCUGGAUCAGACCAAUGGCGCAUCUAGUCCAGUAUCCACUCCUCCAUAGCUAAGGCUAAGUCCUUGGGGUGAACCCUCUGUAUCAGAGCUUUCCAAACUUUUCAUGUUGGGGACACACUUUUCAGACAUGUAUCAAUUCGCGACACAGUACAGUGGUACCUCGGGUUACAUACGCUUCAGGUUACAGACUCCGCUAACCCAGAAAUAGUACCUUGGGUUAAAAACUUUGCUUCAGGAUGAGAACAGAAAUCGUGCUGCGGCGGCACGGCAGCAGCAGGAGGCCCCAUUAGCUAAAAUGGUCUUCAGGUGAAGAACAGUUUCAGGUUAAGUACGGACCUCCGGGACGAAUUAAGUACUUAACCCGAGGUACCACUGUAAUUCAGUUUUACUAGCAAACCCAGGAGGAGCACAUGGAACAUUUGUGCUACACACUGCAGCCAACACACUAAUGUGUCGCGACCCACAGUUUGGAAAGCUCUGCUCUAGAUCCAACUCUAUAUCUCAGUCUUCACCAACCUGCUGCCCCCCAGAUGUUGUUGUUCCUAUGAGACCCAGCCAAGAUGACUGGUGGUCAGGGAUUAUGAGAACUGCAGUCCAACAACACGUGGAGGGUACCAAGUCAAUGAAGGCUGCUCUACCACUUCCUCAUCUUUUCUUUUAAAAAACUGUUUCUUUACAGUUAGUGAGUUUUAAAGAUAAGCGAUGUAGACCGGGGCACAUUGUCCCUGCUUGAUUAUAAACUGAAAGCGGGUGGGGUUUCCUCCAAUGGAAACUUAUAGGACUGCACUGAGCAAUGUGGCCCUGCCUGUGGAUUGAGUGGAAGGAGUAACUCUUCUCAGCACAGCCGGCAUCGAAUAAACAUUCAUGGCAAGCUCAGUGCUUCGUCUGGGCAUUUUCCAACGUCAUCUUUUAGUUCUUGCCCUGCCUGGUGGGAUAUUCUAACAUCUCCUGUUAUGUCUCUGAACAUCUAUCAUAUGGCAAACACAGGAAUUGUAUCCUAUGCGAGUCAUACUCCAGAACAGACUGCUUGAAAUUAAUGGGCAUGACUAACCUUGGUCCAUUAUUUUCAAUGUGUCAGCUCUGAGAAGAAAACUUAGUUGUGGGCAAAACAGCCAAAACAGCCUAGAAAAAAUAUGGGUGAUCUUGGAUACAUGGGCCAAUAUAGAAAAAGUCUGGCUCACGGCAUCAGUCAUCUGAAGCCAUUUGCUCUGUAAAUUCCUGUUCUUGUGCCCACUGGGAUUGGAAGGCAGGGAGCCCAGCAGUAGGUGCAGCCAGAGCCGAUGGCAGGCAGAGGCAACUAACUCAUAUUUUGUCCCCUUGCUCCCUACUGAGUUCUACAAGAGGCAACACUGAGACAGAGGAGGAUCAGGAAGCUGUCACACAGCUCCAUCCCCUGGACUGGUUUUAAGAAGGCUGGCUGAGAACAGACCGAGGUUGGUGGGGCAGUGCCCUAUUUCCCCAAGUGGACCAGCCUCCGCCAGUGGCACCCUUUGCUCCUUGGAUAUGCUCUUGUCCCACCUGAAACCAGUUUCCUGCUAUCUCCCUAACAUUCUGUUUCUUUUCUCCUUCCUCCACAGCGUAUUCUAAAAAGCAUUACUCCAGAAACAGCCACAGAGAUUCCCUUUGGUGACAUCUGUAUGAAUGCUGCCUAAACAGCUGUUAGUGGGAGGGGGGGAGGGGGCUUCACUAGCUCCUUGACUCUCUUGUUGCUUUGAAGCUCCUUCCCAAAGAACUGAAUUUCCACUGAGAAGUAUGUUUGUGACAAGAGGCAGAAGUGUGGUGACAAAAGAUUAGGGCCGCCGAUCGUCUGAAACUAAAGACUGGCUGCACUCCUUAGCACCAGGCUCUCUUCUGAGUUUCGAUUCACUGCACUGGUUUUUUUGUUUUGGAAACAUGAGGAUGUGCUCAAGUGUGAAUGAGUAUCCGUUACUCCAUCCAUGGUGGGUGGGGCAAGGGGCCAUCUGAAUGCAUGCAUGGUUUACUCAAGCCUCUUGUCAGGACAACUGUCGCGAUUUAGGAUUAUAUUUAGAACCCAUCUGUCUGUGCCAACACACCUGUUAUCACUCUCAAUGUGAUCCUCUGUAAUAGAACCUGUUGUAUAUGCUUCUAGGGACCUCACUGUUUUCAACCUAGCUGAAGAAAUAUGGGAACUCACCCAGCCCAACCCAAUGCAUUUUACAAAAUUAAUAUGCAGACAAAGUUUCAUGGUUUGAAUGGGGCCUCUGCUCAACACCUGGAAGAGAGACGUUACUGAACCCCCCUAUGCAAGUAUUGAGCUUGUAUAGAACUGCGGGUCUUCUGGAGUUCUGCUAGACUUGCUGCAGAAGGAAGGAAGGAAAGUGUAUCUACCUGUAAAGAUUUUGGGGGGGACGACCCCCACUAGGUAUCUCAAAAAAAAUAGCAUAUCAGAAGAGAAAGAAAGACCCUUUUAUCUGAUAAGCUAUCUAUAUGCAGGGAUUAUGUGCUUUAGAUAAACAGAGGAGCAUUCAGACAUGAAACCUACACCGAAGUGGUACAGACCUGCAACAACUGCACCACAUGACCCUGCUAAUUCUGUACCUGGUCCUAAGAAGGGGCUCAAUCUCAGCUGAGGUGGUGAAGCCAUCCAGUGCUGGCUGUGGGGUGGAGUGGUCUGCUCACUGCCACCUGCUGCAAGACAUUUCGGAAGACUGUUAAAUCGUCACCUUGCCACACUACAUUGGUGUUCAAAUGUAUGCUGGGGUUCACCACCUGCAUUGCUCCCCCAGCUGUUCACCCACCCACCACUCCAGGUGCAAGUGUACAGGAAUGCAUUUUUGCCACCAUACAGGUGUAUCUUUUUACCUAUAGCGCUAUGUGCUCGUUAUAGCAGUCUAAUGCAUUCAGGGAGCAAAUAUUCCCAUAGCCUAGUGUAGCCACACAUAGAGGACUACUUAUUAAGAAGUGUCCUAACUGGGUUUUUUUUUUUAAUGGAGUGGGCACAGAGCUGUUCAUUAUAUGCAACCACUCUAUAGGAGCUGUGCUCCACUGCAGCUCUGCAUCGGGAGACAUGGAAGGCAGUGACAAGUGAGGCUCUCACUUUUGAAAGCCUCUUUUAUGAGCGCUGAACUCCAAACUUAGAAAGCUGGCAGAGGCACUAAACUUGUAUGUUUACUGCUGUUGCAAAAACAACAGGUGUAACUAGCUGGAAGACUGAGCUACACUAAACAAACACAGUGCUGAGAUUACAAUUUAUUAGGCCUUUUGACAGAUGCUGCUGUUCUGAACACACCUACCCACGGAGUCAUUAAUUGUUCCAAAGAAAACAGUAUUAAAUCAAUUUCUGGUACAUGGAAGUAACCCACCAAGUGUUUCUGCUGCACAGGCCACAUUAAAACAAUUGGGACCUGCGCAAGAGUUUGGCUUGGGCGCUUAUUUAGGCAACUGUGUGAAUUGGGACCAUGUUUACCUUUUUGUAUGGAGAAAUUAAAACUGGAGUUUUAUUUUACAAAACUAAAGCAUUCCUCUCUUAACUUGUAUAUAAAUGCACCUGUAUUAAUUUAUGCUGCUGCUGCUUUGGUUAUAUUGAAUGUCCCAAGCUGGAUUGUAUGUCAUCAGUAUGUGCCUUGCGAUGUAAACUGUUACUGUAAUAAAUUUAAUAUCAUAAUAAAAUGACAGUUGUAUCCCCC
Molecule: messenger RNA, 36774 nt
Organism: Podarcis lilfordi (Lilford's wall lizard)
Lineage: Eukaryota; Metazoa; Chordata; Lepidosauria; Squamata; Lacertidae
Source: the annotation of a GenBank genome assembly